Messenger RNA from Doryrhamphus excisus (bluestripe pipefish), 1932 nucleotides. It is a transcript of the gene rbpms2a, whose product is annotated as RNA binding protein, mRNA processing factor 2a. NCBI's taxonomy places the organism in Eukaryota, Metazoa, Chordata, Actinopteri, Syngnathiformes, Syngnathidae. The record is from RefSeq and is a predicted model, not a curated record. Gene Ontology annotation, molecular function: RNA binding; protein homodimerization activity.
CGCAGAGGUUUCCGGCUUUUUACUUUCACUUCUUUCCCCCCAUCUUUCACCCUCACACACGGAGCACAAAUCCACCUUCUCACCUUAGCUGCGUUUCCUUUUUCUCUCACCCCUUGCCCCCUCUUUUUGGGAACAUUUACUCUAGCGAAGCACCCUUCUCUUCUGGGGGAAAAAAAACCCAAAAACUUUCACCGCCUCACUUCGCCACCUCAAGUUGAACGACCUCCACCGGACUGUCACCGCAGCCGUAGCCCGCUUUGGGGCACUUUCACCCGGCCAGCACGCACUUGGCGCCGCGGCAGCAGCAACGGAAGCAUCCUCAACAUGAGCCUCAAAACGGACACGGAGCCCAACAACAACGUCUCCAUGGAGGAGGAGGUACGAACACUGUUCGUCAGUGGCCUCCCAGUCGAUAUUAAACCACGAGAGCUCUACCUUCUCUUCAGGCCAUUUAAGGGUUAUGAAGGGUCACUGAUUAAGUUAACAUCAAAACAGCCUGUUGGGUUUGUAACCUUUGACAGCCGAUCUGGAGCUGAAGCUGCAAAAAAUGCUCUCAAUGGCAUCCGUUUUGACCCCGAAAGCCCCCAGACCCUGCGCUUAGAGUUUGCUAAAGCCAACACGAAGAUGGCAAAGAGUAAGCUGAUGGCCACACCGAACCCCACAAAUAUCCACCCUGCUCUAGGAGCACACUUCAUUGCACGGGACCCAUACGACCUGACAGGGGCGGCGCUCAUCCCGGCCUCCCCGGAUGCCUGGACCCCUUACCCACUCUACACGACGGAGCUGACCCCCGGCCUUCCUCACGCGGCCUUCACUUACCCAGCAGCGGCAGCCGCCGCCGCAGCCCUCCACGCCCAGGUGAGGGACCAACCGAUGCGCUGGUACCCUACUCCGUCUGAGACUUCCCAGCCCGGAUGGAAGUCCCGGCAGUUUUGUUAGAUAUUUAGCCUCUGGAAACCCCACCUUUGUCCAGUUGAAGUGAGGUUUGCAAGUUCUUAAUUUAAUCUGGUUUAUUUAAUGGACAGAUGUGCAUUAGAAACAGUAUUUAUAUCUCCUCCAAAUUGUGUCUGGGGGGGGUUAAACCAUCUUUGCUGUCGACAAUCACCCAUAUGCUACUGUUGUGGUACCAUCUCAGCACUUGAUAGAAACUCGUGUUACUAGUCAAAGCUCCAUGGACCACCGUCGCUGAGGAAAACGACCACCUUUUGAAGUUAUUGUAACGUCUCUGACGGACCACUGGCCCCAGAAGGUUUAGCUGCGUGAAGUCGUUGCAUGUUCAAGUCUUUCUGGCAUGAAUUUAGAACAGAGUUGUGUGUAUCCUGGUUUUCUUAGUUUGUGUUGCCCCUUUACCUUUUGGUCUAGACAGCGAAAUGUUUUGUUGUUCUGUGUAGCUCGUUGGUCUUACCUCCAUCCCCAUGUUCAUGACAACCCCCAUGCCCUGUGCUCAUAUCGGUGUCAUUAUUUCAGCAAAAUCAAGUACAAGUAUUUUGUACUUUUUGCAUAUUGUGUAUAUUUAUGCAUUUUUGUGCAACUAAAUGAACAUGUAUAAGUUGGAUGUUUAGUCGUCUCUUGUAUUUUGGUGUUUUGAUCCAAUAAUCCUGUUUAAAUAGUUUUAGAGGAAGAAAAGUGCAAUUUGUUUCAAUGGGAAGUGGGUGUCUGUCAAAAUAUUCAGAACGUGGCGCGUGCCAGUCUGCUAAAAUGAGAUUGCUGUAAAAUGAUCUUUCAGAAUGUGAAACUGGACUACAAAUGUAAAGGGUUGCUUUUUGGGUGCAAUUUUGAAAUGGGGACACAUGAUUCGAGAGAUGGAGGAAUUUAGUUUGUGGUUUAGAAACAAGUUUUGUCUUUGUGUCUGCUGUGCAUAAGAUGUGUUUAAAAAAAAAAAAAAAAAAAUCCCAUCUUAUGAAUAAAAGAAGUGAAUGCAUUUUUCUGGUG